This is a messenger RNA of Bipolaris zeicola 26-R-13, 2223 nucleotides long. RefSeq lists its product as uncharacterized. The record is from RefSeq and is a predicted model, not a curated record. The transcript has 4 exons. Gene Ontology annotation, biological process: mitotic spindle organization; microtubule-based movement. Bases 1 to 2223 code for a protein of 740 amino acids. Lineage: Eukaryota; Fungi; Ascomycota; Dothideomycetes; Pleosporales; Pleosporaceae. Gene Ontology annotation, molecular function: ATP binding; microtubule binding; microtubule motor activity.
AUGAGCGUACGCGUUGUCGCGAGGAUACGUCCUCUUCUGAAACAAGAGAUCGAUAAGGAUACCAUUGUCACGGCCGAGAAGCUCGAGGGCGAGACCACCCCGGCCGUUGUGCGCAUACCGAGUCCCAAGAACGAGGCCGAGUCUUUCAGCUUCCAAUUCAGUUCCGUCUACGAGCAGGACGCGACGCAGCAGCAGCUGUUUGAUGCUGAAAUCGCCCCAACGGUAAAGCACCUCUUCAGUGGAUUUGAUCUAUCCAUCUUCGCCCAUGGCUGCACGGGUACGGGCAAGACCCAUACGAUGCGCGGAGGCAAGUCGCUGGCCGACAGGGGUGUCAUUCCGCGUCUUCUGAGCGCCAUAUUCCGACGAUGCAAGAAGAUCGAAAAGGACUCGGCCGGAGCCAACCAGGUAGAGGUCGCGCUAGAGUACUUUGAGAUCUACUGUGAUCGCGUCUACGACUUGUUCGAGCCACCAGAGAAGCGAACGCCCUCGGGUCUGCCCAUCAGGGACAAUCGCGGAAAGACCGUUGUCGUGGGCCUGACUGAGAAGCCAUGCACGACACUCAAGGAGUUUGAACAACUCUAUGACCAGGCCAAUCUCAACAGGUCCACAUCAGCCACAAAGCUCAAUGCGCAUUCAUCGCGUUCUCACGCGGUUCUGUGUGUCAAGAUUACCCAGACUACUGGAAACACUAUUCGCGUCAGCCGCGCAUCAUGUAUUGACCUUGCAGGAUCAGAAGACAACCGCAGGACAGAAAACAACAAGGAGCGCCUGAUUGAGAGUUCGGCCAUUAACAAAUCACUCUUCGUACUGGCGCAAUGUGUCGAGGCUAUGAACAAGAAGGCCAGCAGGAUACCCUACCGCGAGUCCAAGAUGACCAGGAUCCUGUCUCUGGGUCAGAACAAAGGCUUGACCGUCAUGAUUCUAAACCUUGCGCCCACUCGCGCUUACCAUCUCGACACUAUCAGUUCGUUGAACUUUGCCAGUCGCACAAAGAAGAUUGAAGUCGCAGAAGUGGAAAAUGACCCGAUGUACAAGACCGCAGUUAAGCCUUUGGCGACAACGAGCAACAUUGGCGGACCAGCCAUGGCACGCCAACCGCUCCGAUCACUGGUAGCUGCUACCAACACCACAAUCGCAGAUGCGGACAAGAAGAAAGGAGAAAAGCCUACAAAGGCCUUCUCUAAUCAGGGCAUUCGACGAGCGGAAGCUCCUAAGCGUGCAGCUGAGCCCAGCAACACUUUUGCGUCCCGGCCAACCAAGACUUUCCGCGCCGCGGACAAUGCUUCACGGAUACGACCAAAUGAGCUAGCACUAACCAAGGAGACUAUCGAAGCUCUCAUCGCCCAGAAGGUUGACGAGAGGCUUGCAGAAAAGGCACUGCAAGACGCUACCAAUUCUGCCCCAGCGCUAUCAGCCGAGUUGCAGAAACGGUUGGAUGAACUUGAGCAACGUCUUGAAGUCAAAGAAGAGGAUGGAAAGUCACAGGGCUUGCAGUUCUUGUUGAUGGCAAAGCAACACCACAUCCGCGGUGAGGAUGCAAGUGCACUGAGAAUGUACCAUCUUGCACAACCUUACUUCCCGGACAACGCCAAGCUAGAAGCCAAGAUGAAGAAGCUGGAAGAGAAGAUUCGCGCAAAGAGGGAAGAGACUCAAAGGCACGCCUCCAUGCCCAUCAGCCUACCCUCUCACCCAUCCCCUGCCCGCGUGUCAAACAUCAUGCCCCCCAAAGUAGGAAAGUCAAUCCCCAGGCCAAAAAUGGUCUACCGCGACGAACCCGAAGAAGACAAAGAUGACGAAGAAUUCGCCCCUGCCCCACCCUCCGACCACGACUCCGACUCCGACGCCUCCGACGACAGCUUCCAGUACAAAACCAAGGCCCCAGCCCGCAAGCCCAUGAAGACCACUAGGAAACUCCCCGUCUUCCGUGACACCGCCACCUCUGCCUCGACUACUGAUUCCGUUCCCCGUUCCAAGCUCCCUGUCUGCCACACACCCCGGACCUCGCACCUCCUCAAGAUCAUCAACUCUCGUGACGUAAACCAGAUCAAGGGCCUCAAGGGUGUCGGCGCAAAGAAAGCGGAUAGCAUUGUCAACUGCCUUGUCGAAAUGGAUGAUACUGAAAUCUUGGAUCUCGAGUCGUUGGCUAUGCUCAAGGGUGUGGGCGGUAAGACGGUGGAUAACAUGAGACUUGGACUCAAGCUUGAUGCCUCGUAUGACUUUUAG